AUGGCACCCAGCGCGGCAUCAAUGGUGGCUAGAGGAUCAGCAUCUGUCGACGAAAACCAUCUUCCCCAGAUCUUGGUUGUGCAGACAAUUGUCACAUUCCUGGCUGUUACUGCGGUCGCCUUACGUCUCUAUGUUCGCAUCAGAUUAAUCAAGAAUCCUGGGUAUGAUGACUGGUCCAUGUUAAUCGCAGCGUUGUGCGCUUUGGGUGGCUGGAUCCUUUACAUUUUCGAGGCCGUUCACGGGCUGGGACACAGCGAUGCAUGGUUCGACGCAGGAAACGGCGAUGAAAAGAAAGUCACCCAGGGGACAUUUUGGCAGUCCAUACAAGGUGUGAUUGUCGUUGCCUACUGCUUCUUAGGUGCCAUGGCGCUUUUCCUCUACUGCUCGCCUAUGUCGGCUUAUUGGACUCAAGCUCCGGGCUCUCAUUGCUACUCGGUGAACCUUUUUGUGACUUUCGCUCUCGUGAACACUUCUUUCAACAUCUUCACUGAUGUUCUGUUCGCGACGAUCCCAAUUCCGAUUAUUUGGAUUCUCAAAAUGUCACGCAAAAUCCGCCUAUAUCUUAUCGGCAUCCUCAGUCUAGGCUAUGUGUUUGUCUCCCAUUCCUCUAUUUUGUCAGCGAAAUGCGAGCUGAAAUUCCGGUUGGCUAAUCCCGAUUUUGAGUACAGCGCUGUGAUCUUCGGUAUCAUGAGUGCCAUCUAUCAGAUCGCAUUUCCCUCAUCGACAGACCAGUACCUGAAUGACUGGAUCUUAUUCUGGGCAACAGCCCAAUUCAACGUCGGAAUCCUAGCCGCCUGCAUUCCCUCCCUCAAGCCCAUCGUGAGCAGGGUCCUCAAACUCUCCGAUUACUCAAAUUCCUAUCCCCCAAGCCGGAAUAUCUACGGAACUCGCUCCCGAUCUCGCCGCGUCCCAAGAUCCACUGGAGGAAGCAUACAUACAGUGGGUGGAAGUAGCGGAAACCGCAUCUGGUCCACGCACCGAGGCGAUCUGUAUGCGCUCCAAGAGCUGGGGAGUCGAGACUCUGGUGAACGUGGUCAUGAGCAUCAUCCAAAUGGCGAGUAUAGUGCCACUGCUACGUAUGACGGGGAAUGGCCCUUGUCGAGAGAUAAACACCAGCAGACUAAUGGUGGGAAAGAGGGAAUUGUGAAGACAACCGAGGUUACUAUAGAUUAA
This is a messenger RNA of Penicillium pulvis, 1173 nucleotides long. RefSeq lists its product as uncharacterized. The coding region runs from base 1 to 1173 and encodes 390 amino acids. Lineage: Eukaryota; Fungi; Ascomycota; Eurotiomycetes; Eurotiales; Aspergillaceae. The record is from RefSeq and is a predicted model, not a curated record. The transcript has 7 exons.